CUUUGAUCAGGAGCGGGAGGCGGGGCUCACUUUAUCUCUAGAGUGGCUUAGUAAGUUCGUAAUCGUAACAUCCUUGGCAUUAGUUCGUCUGAGCCGGAGACGGUUGGACGUCUGAUAGUGAGAGAGGUGAAUCUUGACAGUUCUGUACCUCGAGCAAGGUUCUAAGAUACCUAAAAGAUGGCAAGAGUCGGGAAUUGCCCGUAUGAGAAACAAAGCUCCCAACCAGAAGAUGGCAAAGAUCGGCCUAACAACUAUACUCAGCUAGGUCUGUUUGACUUCCGUCACAAUUAUGGCAAAUUCGUCAACAUUAUCCUGAGCGCCAAGGACCGUUCCACCAAAACAGAAAUAAUGAAGGUUGUGAAGCGACUCAAAGAACUAGCACACUCGAUGCAUGGGAGAACCCGUGUCCUCGUGGCUUUUGAUCCUGAACUUUGGAAUCUAUGGGGAUGCCCUGUACCUCUGGAAAAGCGGCCUAAGUCAAAAUACUUGACAAGAAAUUCCAAGAAAUUUAUAUCAACACCAGGUGAUGUUUUCUUUUACAUAAAAUCGGAUGUUCUUAGUCAUUCUAAUCAGCUUCUAUGCAUAUUAAAGGAGAUGAUGGAAAAUAACUGUAAGCAUUGUGUGGCGACAGUCUCGAUUACAGAGUCUGUUGAGCACGGAAACACGAACAUCAUCGGAGGACUAUUCCGAGAGGGUAUUGGCAACUUCUCUGAUGAAGUGUCAACAAAUCAGCACAUUCUGAUUAAUGAAAUCGGUAAAGGCAUGCCAGGGGGGACGUACAUGAUGACACAAAAAUUUGAAAUCAACUGGGAUGUUGUCGGCACAAAGUCCAAGACGCAGAAGGAGGACAUGAUUGGCAGGCGAGUGAUGACCCAGACAAUCAUACCAUCUAACUAUGAGAGACGUCAUAUCAAUAGGGCCCAUCACGUUGAUGACUUUCCUCCCCCAUGCAACAUACUUAAGGGAUUCAGGCGCGUUUUUCGACAGUCUCUUCCUUAUGGAAAGUCGAAGACCGGCCAUGGCCGAGAGGAAGGUGUUUUCUAUCUCUCCAUAACCAAGUCCACUACUCUUUUCGUAGAGUUGUUAGAACACUUAGCUGGAGUGCAAAUGUUUUCUCCUAACGGGGAAAUAACUGUUGAUGAACUGAUUAGUGAUCUCAUUCCUUUAGAAGGUACCUUUUGGUAUGUCCCAAGUAGGCAAGAGUUAGAUAUAGAUACCCCUGGAGUCUGCAAAGUAGAUCUGGAUCCCCACUGGGAUGUGACCAGUAAAAAUGGAUAUAUGUUUUACAACCAAAAGUAUUACAUGCAUGCAAUGACCAAUGGUCAUUAUGAGAAUGAUGAGGCUCCGACCGCACGAGUUCUGAGUCUACUAGGCUAUACUUUUGAACAGUGGAACCACCACUGGUUCAGGCUGCAGACUGCGCCCGAAAUUCCAAGUCUACAAGACGUGCUGAAGCCAGAUGAAGAAUAUUUUAAUGAUGCCUCUAUCCCUAUACGCAAAGGCCUCGCCAUUAAAAAGUCACUGGGAGAAGUUUUCACCACAAAUGAUGUCACAAUCAAUCCGUCAGAGUUUUAUGGAUUUAAAGCCGAUCUCUUCAAUAUUCACCCAAGGGAACUUAUUGUUGGAAGGAUGCCUCGGUUUUCUCUCGGUUUGGGAAAAGUUGUUAUGAACUAUCUAAAUGAUGAUGAGAGAAUGAGCGCCUUUUUAAUGGGCCUUAGCGAAGUCUCAGGUGUAGGUCACAUCAUACCCCAGCAUGAUAAAUUACUCAGACUUGGUCUUGACGGCCUGCUUGAAGAUCUCAAAGAAAGAAAGACAAAGGAAGGACUCUCAGUAGAAAAGCAAGAAUUUUUUUUGAAUCUUGCAUCAUGGCAUUUGAAGGAAUGCAGAUGUAUAUGGAAAAUUAUGCAAAAUUAGCUGCUCAUCUGUCAUCACUGGCAAGGGAGUACUCCAAAUCAGAGCUGAAGAACUUCGAGGCUAUUUCUCAGCGCAUGCAAAAGUUAGCCCAUGAACCCCCUGAGACACUCCUUGAGGCAGUCCAGAUGAUCUUUACCCUCCACUGCUGUUUGCAUUUGAUAGGUGAACCAGUUGCAGUAGGAAGAUUUGACCAAUUUCUUGAGCCUUAUCAAAACUCAUGCUCAGUCGAUGAGGCCCAAGAGAUCAUUGACUGUUUCUGGAUUAAACUUAGUGAACGAGUUUUGGUAAAUCGUCAUAACAUUGUUGAUUUAACCCAGUGGGGAAAUGUUGCAGUUCCCUAUGCUAGUAAUGGACAAUUUCCUAAUGGCGAUUCUAUCAACCAGUGGGUUCAACAGUUAACGAUUGGUGGCUACAAAGCGCAAAAUGGUGAAGCCAAACCAGCUUCCAACAAGAUAACAAUGCUAUGCUUGAAAGCUGCAAAGAGACUACCACUCAAUGCCCCUUGUCUCUCACUGCGUUUGCAUGAUGGUCUCUCUGCUGAUAUGAUCGUAGAAGCAGCCAAAGCUUUGCUAAAAGUGGUGGUGCCCAUCCAAUUUUGCCUCACGAUGAAAGACUUAUUCCUGGACUUAUGAAAGCAGGAAGUAAGUUGAGUGUGCCUAUGCCUCUCUCAGACGCCCGUGAUUAUGGGUGUGACGGAUGUUAUGAGCCAAUGAUAGGUGGAAAAUCAGAAUUUGCAUUCACCUACAUCCCUUUGCCCCAAAUCAUUGAGUUAACUAUGAACCAGGGGACCCUCUAUGCUCAGUCAGGGCCUAAUUUCUUGAAGGGUCAAGCAGCUUCUUUCACAACUCCUCACCCUAAUACUAUCACAACAUUUGAGAAAUUCAAAGAAAUAUUUGCAAAACACCUCAAAAUUAAACUGGAGGGUAAUCUGUUUGGAGUUAUACAAAACUAUGGAAACAUAUGGAAAUACUGCCCUACACCCCUUCUUUCUCCUGUCGUUGGUGGCUGUUUGGAAACAGGGAGGGAUCUGUACAAUGGUGGAUCACAAUAUCACAUUUUAAGCUGCAUGUUCGUUGGUUUCUCAACAUGUAUAGAUUCACUGUAUGCCAUAAAAAAGAUGUGUUUUGAAGACGCCACUGCUGUUGUAAGCCUGUCUGAACUACUUGUUUGUUUGAAAUGUGACUGGGGUUUUCAACUGCAAGAACCUUUCGUUGAUGACAUAGCUGGGCCUAUUCGCACUAAAGAACGGAAAGAUCAGUUUGGAGUUCUACGUCAGCAUGCCCUGUCCUUCGAGAAAUUUGGCACAGAAGCAGCUGCUGAUAAUGCAGAGAUUAGGGAACUUGUGGCUUGGCUAUCUGACCUCAUCAUCGAAACGUUUGAUGAUGUUGUGUACAAUCAAGAUGAAGAUAGGCCGUUUGUGAAGAAACUGAAAGAACUCAGAGAAAAAUACACAGAUCCAGAGACUAAUACUCCUUUUGAGUUCCUUUUCACCCCUGGCAGUGGAACGUUUGAAGGAUAUGUAGGUUGGGGACUGUCUUGUGGAGCAUCGGCUGACGGUCGUCGAGAGAGCAUGCCAAUAGCCUCUGACUUCAGCCCAUCCCCCACUGCUCAAGACCUCGCACCAAACCCUCCGUAUUCAGAUGUCUUCAAAGCACUACAGAACUGGGACCACCCUUCGAUCAACAAGGGCUUUAGCUGUGGAGCUGAGAUCGACUUGAAUGUGGCAGAGGACUUCCCUCUGGAUGAUUUGAUCCGUCUAAUCUACAAAUUUUCGCACCAGGAGGGAAGCAUAGGGGGUAACCUCCUUACAGUGACAUGCGCGGACGAAAAGACUUAUGAACUAGCAACGAUGUUCCCGGAGAAAUAUGGACUGCUCCGCGUUCGCAUGGGUGGCUGGACAGAGUUCUUUACCGCAAUGUUCGACGCCCAUCAGGAGCAACAUAGACGCAGACCUUAUUUUGCUGUCUAGACCCACACUGAAAUUCAGCUCGCAUCUGAUUGCAAGCUCGGCUUCAGUUUGUCUGUUGGGUUGAUACUCGUCUUAUGCUAUUUGAAUCCCCUUUUUUCUGUAACAUAUAGCAAACUUUAUUAAUGUUAUAUCAUCAAGGUAUGUAAUCGAUCAUGAAUCGUACCUUAAGAGCCGAAUAGCGUUUGCAGGCUGCGUAAAUUGCAGUGUGGGUGAAAUUCUACUCUGAUGUUAAGGCUCAUUAGCAGAGGUCCUAAAAACAUAUUAUGAGUCAUUGUCAAAGAAAAAGAUAAUCUGUAUCAUGCUUUUCUGAAAACUUACGCUAUCAGAAUAUUAGAUAACAUACAGUAAAUAACCAAACCUCCUACAUAAAAAUGUUCAUAUGAAGAAUUGAGGUUUGAAAUUUCAAAGGCCAGGGGAUUUUUCUUUUAAUUUCAUAAGAAACGUUGACUUUGGAAUUGGUAUAUCCGUAUUUGUCUUUCUGUUGCAACUGCCUGAUUGAGAUUAACGCCCCUUUGACAUAAAUGUGAUGUAAUUUGGUCAAAAUGUUUGCAUCAACGCCGUUGCUAAGAGCGUAAUCCUCUGAUAGUAAUUUGGCUAAUGGAAUUCAUCCUGAGAGCAUGUUUUAAUUUGCCAACUUUCGACAAAGGCUGUGAACGCGACAUAAGAAUGGGCGACUGAAUGCAAGAAAUUUAGCGUCUCCCACCAACCGCCCCCCAGCACAGAAAAGGCGAAAACGAGGUGUGAUUGUUGUCAAAGUCAAAAGACAAAAUGUUUGCAUCAACGCCGUUGCUAAGAGCGUAAUCCUCUGAUAGUAAUUUGGCUAAUGGAACUCAUCCUGAGAGCAUGUUUUAAUUUGCCGACUUUCGACAAAGGCUGUGAAUGCGAGAUAAGAAUGGGCGACUGAAUGCAAGAAAUUUAGCGUCUCCCACCAACCGCCCCCCAACACAGAAAAGGCGAAAACGUGGUGUGAUUGUUGUCAAAGUCAAGAGAGUGGUGGCUGGCAAGGGGGUUUAAAACAAGAAGGUGAACCUGAGAAGAAAAAUGUAAAAAUAAAUCGGGUGGGGGUUUGCUGCAUAAUCCUAAAUUUGAUUGAAACUUCAGAUGAGCUUUGAAGAUGAAAUGACAAACAGCAACAAAAUAAGCUUCACUUUCACCAUUCUCUUGUACCAGACCAUCUCAUAUAAACUUGUAGCCUGAAUAUGUAUGCCACAAGGCGAUGGGUUACAGAAAACAUUGCUAUUUAAUGUGGAUUUUACUUGUUUCUCACAUAUGCUUUUGAGAAAGAUUGUUUAAAAAUUAUAUGGUUUUCACUA
Macrobrachium nipponense is the source of this 5196-nucleotide messenger RNA. RefSeq names its product choline trimethylamine-lyase-like. Lineage: Eukaryota; Metazoa; Arthropoda; Malacostraca; Decapoda; Palaemonidae. Gene Ontology annotation, cellular component: cytosol. The transcript is spliced from 4 exons. Bases 2543 to 3883 code for a protein of 446 amino acids. The record is from RefSeq and is a predicted model, not a curated record. Gene Ontology annotation, molecular function: catalytic activity.